Messenger RNA from Puma concolor (puma), 1863 nucleotides. It is a transcript of the gene FFAR2, whose product is annotated as free fatty acid receptor 2. Gene Ontology annotation, biological process: cellular response to fatty acid; G protein-coupled receptor signaling pathway. Gene Ontology annotation, cellular component: plasma membrane. NCBI's taxonomy places the organism in Eukaryota, Metazoa, Chordata, Mammalia, Carnivora, Felidae. The record is from RefSeq and is a predicted model, not a curated record. Gene Ontology annotation, molecular function: G protein-coupled receptor activity.
UUUUUUUUCCUGUGUGAAAUGGGCAGUAGCAGUGGCUAAAGCCCUGUUCCUCUUUCCCAGAAGCUUUCAGACUUUCCUUCAGGACUAAUCCCAAGAAGCCACCUAUCUGGACUGCAGACAAGAGCAACCAUGACAAACUGGCGCAGCUCCAUCAUCCUCACAGCCUACAUCGUCAUCUUCCUCACUGGUCUCCCUGCCAACCUCCUGGCCCUGCGGGCCUUCGUGGGGCGGGUCCGCCAGCCUCACCCUGCGCCCGUCCACAUCCUCCUGCUCAGCCUGACUCUGGCGGACCUCCUGCUGCUGCUGCUGCUGCCCUUCAAGAUGGUUGAGGCCGCCUAUAACUUCCGCUGGCAUCUGCCCGAGCUGCUCUGCGCCCUCACGGGUUUCGGCUUCUACAGCAGCAUCUACUGCAGCACGUGGCUCCUGGCGGGCAUCAGCAUCGAGCGCUACCUGGGAGUGGCUUUCCCCGUGCAGUACAAGCUGUCCCGCAAGCCUGUGUACGGAGUGAUUGCUGCCGUGGUCGCCUGGGUCAUGUCCUUUGGUCACUGCACCAUCGUGAUCAUUGGUCAGUACUUGAACUCAACCCAGCAGACCCCAAACACGAAUGGAAUCACUUGCUAUGAGAACUUCACCGAAACGCAGCUGAACGUGGUGCUUCCGGUGCGGCUGGAGCUGUGCCUCUUCCUCUUCUUCGUCCCCAUGGUGAUCACCAUCUUCUGCUACUGGCGCUUUGUGUGGAUCAUGCUCACCCAGCCCCACGUGGGGGCCCAGAGGCGGCGCAGAGCUGUGGGGCUGGCUGUUGUGACCCUCCUUAAUUUCCUGGUGUGCUUCGGGCCUUACAACAUAUCCCACCUGGUGGGGUAUUACACGAAGAAAAGCCCCCCGUGGCGGGUCGAAGCCGUGGUGUUCAGUUCCCUCAAUGCCAGUCUGGACCCCCUGCUCUUCUACUUCUCUUCAUCGGCUGUGCGCAGAGCCUUUGGAAAAGGGCUGCAGAUACUGCGACAUCAGGGCUCCUCCCUGUUGGGACGCAAAGGCAGAGAGACAGCGGAGGGGGCGAGUGGGGACAGGGGUGUGAGUCAAGCCGAGGGAGCACCGAGUUCCGACUUCACUACAGACUAGGGGGAUCCUGGACCUUUGGAGGCACUCUGGGUUACCUAAGAAUUGAGCAGGCUGGGAGAGUGGGAGCACGGGUCAGGAAUCCUCAGCCCCGAUCCACUACUGGGGCUGUGAAAACCUCUCUCAGCAGCUUGGUGUCCCCUCCUGACUGAAGUUUCCAGCCCAAAGGAGCACAGCUCUGUGACAAAAAGAAGAAAUGGCUAGGCACAGAAGCACCAUCAGACCAGGGUUUCAGAAGCAACGUAGCUAAUACAAAUCCAGUCCCUGUGACGUAGCCGGCAGCUGGGGAUGACCGGGCUCAAGCGGAGUCCUUAAAGCAAUCUUGCUAUAAGCUUUGAACAACACCUAGACGCCGGUCUAGCUGUGGAUACUGGAAAGAAGCCAACAGGAAAGAGGUGGAUGAGAAUACCAAAUGAGGUCAAAGAAGACUCAGGAAGGUUAUAAGCCAAGGGGGGGGGCGGGGAUUAAGAGGGAGGACUGGAGACUCAGGCCUCUGAUGAUCUAGGUUUGCACUGUAUCUAUCGCUUCCACUUGCUGCUUUGUAAGUAUGCUCCAGUCGCCUUCGUGUGUGUAUCUUGUCUCCCUGCGUCAAACCUGCCAGAGGUCUGGGUCUUGUCUUCCCCCUCCGUGGCACCCCACACGGGUCAGGACGCAGCCUGGCACCCAUCAGUCAGAGGUCAACACCGGCGAGCCCAGGAGCAGACAACCUGGCCUGGCAGACUGAAAAUAAAGACCGUAAAACUCUGC